Molecule: messenger RNA, 1074 nt
Organism: Capsaspora owczarzaki ATCC 30864
Lineage: Eukaryota; Filasterea; Ministeriida; Capsasporidae
Exons: 4
Coding region: 60-992 (310 amino acids)
Source: RefSeq, a predicted model, not a curated record
UUUUUUUUUUUUCUCAGCUUUUGUUGGUUUUUUGAAAUAAAAAACCCCAUUCGACUUCGAUGGCAAACACUGACAAAGCCAAGGCAGUCAUGGACGUGCCUCAAACGGAGAGAAGCCAGUUGGUGCAACUUGCAAAUGAGCUCACCACGUCAUACGGCUAUGUGAACAAGCACAAACGCAACCAAAUGUUGAAGUUGCUUUCGAUGCUGCAACAAAAGCUCAGCUUCCAGUUAUUACCCGAAGAGGCGAGCCAGAUCCAACAAGUCGAACGAUUGCUCGCAGCCCCAAUCAGCAACCAAACGACGUUCACCAAGCAUCGUCGUCUGCUCUUGCAAGCGGCGGUUCACAAUUUGCUGAUCCGUGAUUUCGCUCCGAAUUUGGACAGCAUGCCUAGCCUUGGCGUUGUGAACUCGUUCACAAGCCUUUAUGAAGCGCUUUCGGCGUUGUUGGCCAAGUCAAACAAAUCUGCAGAAGACGUCGAAAAGAUCGUUUUAGCGCAUGAUGCACUCGCUGCCAAGUUACCGCUCAUUUCUGAGCAUCGUACGGCUCUAGCCGUGCUUGACGAGCAGCUCGACGUGGCACGCCUAGACGUGGCGUUCGACUCGUCCGUGCAGCAAGAUUCGGACAGCUACACUAUUCCAGGGGCUGUCAGUGCUCGUUACGAGGAGAUCUUAUCAGAUUUACCAGUUGUUGUGGCGCACUGGGCGUUCCAGCUCCUCAAAGCCCUGUUCAAAAACAAGCCAACUCACAAGGAUCCAGAGUUCACGUCGCCCGAACACAUGAAAGUGCUGAAUGACAUGUUCAUUUCCGACGUUGAGGAAGGGGAGUUUGUCAUGCGCAUUGGAAGUCCAGUCAAAGUGGUUGUGCUUCUCGAGCCUUCUCUCACUUGGCGGUAUGGCGGCCCGAAUCCUGGCAUCGUGGUGCAUCGUCAAACGAAAGACGACAGCCCUAUCACCGACAUUGUGAAGCGUGUGCGCGAGUUUGUGCUGUAGGGUCAUGCUAGCGAAGUUUUGUCGGUGUACUCGGGCUCCAUGAGGAGUUUUCCUGAGAUAAAUACAUGUAUGUAGAUGCAUA